Saccoglossus kowalevskii is the source of this 2404-nucleotide messenger RNA. RefSeq lists its product as uncharacterized. The record is from RefSeq and is a predicted model, not a curated record. NCBI's taxonomy places the organism in Eukaryota, Metazoa, Hemichordata, Enteropneusta, Harrimaniidae.
AUGUUAAGUCUUCCAGAGUCCGAAAGAGCGACUAUAACACAGACUGACCUUGAAUCCAGUCAGAAGCGUUUUUCGCCAGAGAAGGUUUUAGGUAUACAGUGGUGCAUCGAAUCAGAUACCUUUUGUUUUAAGUUGACAUUAAAAGAUCACCCCUUGACUCGUCGUGGGAUUCUAGCAACAGUUGCCUCAAUUUACGAUCCCUUAGGUCUUAUUUCGCCCUUAGUCUUAGUUGGGAAGAUGAUACUCCAAAGAAUGUGCCAGGACAGAACAGAUUGGGAUGACCCAUUGCCAGAUGAUCUUCGUCUAGAUUGGGAACGCUGGAAAGCCGAGCUGUUGAAACUGAGUGAGAUCAAAAUUCCGCGAUGCUUCAUUCCAGAUGGUUUGGGUCAAGCAGUCUCAGUACAACUUCACCACUUCUCUGACGCGUCACUUUCUGGUUAUGGACAAUGUUCAUAUGUGCGUAUGAAGAAUACAGAUGAAAGGGUACACUGUGCCUUAGUCAUGGCAAAGGCCAGAGUUGCCCCAUUGAAGCCUGUAACUAUACCUAGACUGGAACUACAAGCUGCAACAAUUUCAGCAAAGGUUUCUAAGGUUCUCGAGACAGAAAUGGGCUAUAAAGACAUGUCACAUAAUUUUUGGACGAAUUCCAAGGUAGUCUUGGGAUAUAUAAAGAAUGAUACAAAGAGACUCAAGAUGUUCGUCGCGAACAGGGUUCAACGAAUUAGAGAAGUUUCCCAGCCAGCACAGUGGAAAUAUGUUCCAACCACUGAUAACCCUGCAGAUCAUGCCACACGUGGUCUAACAGCUGAUGAAAUCGCCAAAUCCAACUGGCUUACAGGCCCUAAGUUUUUGUGGGAAACGGAGGCUUCACCUCAGACUGCAGACAUUGACUUGGAAAUCCCACCAGAUGAUGUAGAGGUCAAACCAACAGUUGUACAUAUUGUACAGAGAAUGAAGUUCACUAGCUUCACAGAGAGGAUGAGCAGAUUUUCUAGCUAUUCAAAGGCAGUGACAGCAGUGGCAGUCAUUGUUGAAUGUUCACUUAAGAAACGGGGAAAGCUAUUCUCCAAAAUACAGGUUAGAAACUUAGCAGAGACAAACCUUAUCAGAGUUAUACAGCAAGAAGCAUUCAAAGACAGUAUACUGAAUCUCCAGAAGAGAUACACUUCUAGUCGUAGAGUAGAUCCUCUAAAGAACCUGGACCCCUUUCUCGAUGAGAAUGGUUUACUACGGGUGGGAGGCAGAUUGAAAAGGUCAGCCUUCUUAUAUGGAGUGAAGCAUCCAAUUUUGUUGCCAAAGAGAAACCAUUUCUCAACAUUGGUUGCAAAUCAUUAUCAUGACCGCAUAGGUCAUCAAGGUCGAGGCAUGACUAUCAACGAGAUUCGGAAUCAUGGAUACUGGAUUGUUGGGUGUCGUUCGACAGUGUCGUCCCUGAUCCAAAACUGUGUUACGUGCAAAAAACUGAGAGGAAUAAGAGUGACACAAAAAAUGGCAAACCUCCCAGAAGACAGGACAGAACCCUCUCCACCAUUUACCCACUGUGGACUGGACUGUUUUGGACUGUUUAUGAUCAAAGAAGGACAAAAGGAGCUGAAGAGGUAUGGGUUAAUCUUCACGUGUCUCGCAUCAAGAGCUGUUCAUAUUAAGGUCUUAGAUGAUAUGUCUACGGAUUCGUUCAUCAAUGCAUUGAGAUGCCUUAAUGCCAUUCGAGGAAAGGUCCUCAUGAUUCGCUGUGACCAAGGAACCAACUUUGUUGGUGCGAGUCAUGAACUGAAGGAGAAUCUUAACAAGUUAAACAUUGAUAGUAUCGCAAGAAAACUUCUCCCCCAAAAUUGUGAGUUUAUAUUUAACACUCCUUCAUCAAGCCACAUGGGCGGAGUAUGGGAGAGGCAGAUCCGGACUAUCAGAAGUGUCUUAGAUGGAAUCCUGAUCCAGAAUGGAGCCCAGCUGAACACAUCAGCUUUGCGUACAUUCCUGUAUGAGACAAUGGCCAUAAUCAACAGCAGACCACUGACGGUGGAUGAUUUGGAAGACCCUAAUGGACUCCUUCCUCUAUCGCCAAACAAUAUUCUCACAAUGAAGUCUGGAAUUGUCACCCCUCCACCUCCUGGAGAUUUUGUGAGGGAAGGUAUAUAUGCGAGAAAGAGGUGGCGCAGAGUCCAAUAUCUGGCUAAUCUGUUCUGGACAAGGUGGGAAAAAGAAUAUUUGUACAAUCUUCAGUCAAGGAAAACCUGGCAAGGUACCAAAGAAAAUACCAGGGUUGGUGAUAUAGUUAUGCUAAAGGACGAGAACAUCUUUCGCUCUGAUUGGAGAUUAGCUAAAGUGGUAGAGACCUAUCCCUCUAGUGAUGGUCUUGUGAGAAAGGUAAAGCUACUAAUGGCCACUCCGAACUUAGAUAAAACAG